GCACAUGCCUAUAUGCCCAUCCUCUCUGUAACCAUUCUCAUUAUUCUUUUAUGUUUCCAUUAUUCUUAACUGUUCAUUCGGCUCUAACUUAGAUGGGUUUUGUUUAAAGUCCAUUUUUUCGGCUUUCCCUUCGAUAAUAUCCUGUCCCAAAACAACAAAAAAACUAAGCACUCUCUCUUUGCACUAUUUACAGCUAUCUUUCUUUGUAAACAAGAAAACAAUACCAAAUGAGGAGGCUUUCGACAAUCAAACUUGCAAUAGAAUCGUUUACAGUUGAUGGAGACGACAUCAUUGAGAAACUUAUCGAGACCUGGGAACGAUUCAAAGUGCCAGUUUUGGUGCCAUUUCUGAGAACAUUGAUGUAUGUUGCUCUUGCGAUGUCUGUAAUGUUGUUCAUAGAGAUGGUUUACAUGUCGUUGGUGAUUGCAUUCAAUUAUUUGUUUGGGAGAAAGAUUGAAAAACGCUACAAAUGGGAAGAAUUCAAAGAUGAGCUUGAAUCAGGGAGCUUUGUUUACCCACUUGUUCUUGUUCAAAUUCCAAUGUUCAAUGAAAAAGAAGUUUAUCAGCUUUCCAUUGGAGCUGCAUGUGGGCUUUCAUGGCCGGCUGAUCGUAUUGUGAUUCAAGUUCUUGAUGAUUCAACGGAUCCUAUCAUCAAGGGUAUGGUGCAAGUGGAGUGUGAAAAAUGGGCAUGUAAAGGUACAAACAUACAUUAUCAAGUGAGAGACAAUCGAAAGGGAUAUAAAGCAGGAGCACUUAAAGAAGGUUUAGAGCAUUGUUAUGCUAAUGAGUGCGAGUAUGUGGCUAUUUUUGAUGCCGAUUUUCAACCAGAACCUGACUUUCUCAAGAAAACUAUCCCGUUUCUUCAUUAUAACAGUGAACUUGGUCUUGUUCAAGCUCGUUGGAAGUUCGUGAACUCAGAUGAAUGCUUAUUGACAAGAACACAAGAGAUGUCACUUAACUACCAUUUCAAAGUGGAGCAAGAAGUUGGUUCUUCUACUUAUGCAUUCUUUGGAUUCAAUGGAACUGCUGGAGUUUGGCGAAUGGCUGCACUUAAUGAGGCUGGAGGAUGGAAGGAUCGUACUACAGUUGAAGAUAUGGAUCUAGCAGUUAGAGCUAGUCUUAAAGGCUGGAAAUUCUUGUACAUUGGUUCAAUAAAUGUUAAAAACGAACUACCAAGCACAUUGAAAGCGUAUCGUUAUCAACAACACCGAUGGUCUUGCGGUGCGGCAAACCUAUUCAGGAAAAUGGUCUAUGAGAUUAUCAUAAGUGAGAAAGUUACAUUGUGGAAGAAGCUACAUUUAAUAUACAGUUUCUUCUUCGUAAGGAAGAUUGUGGCUCAUAUUGUUACAUUCAUGCUCUAUUGUGUUGUAAUUCCUAUAUGUGUGUGGGUACCUGAAGUCGAAGUUCCAAGGUGGGGUACGAUUUACAUCCCAACCAUCAUCACUAUCCUAAAUGCUGUUGGGACUCCAAGGUCCUUAUAUUUGGUGGUAUUUUGGAUUGUAAUUGAGAAUGCUAUGUCCCUCCAUCGAUGUAAGGCUACGUUUAUUGGACUCUUUGAAACUCAAAGAGUGAACGAAUGGGUUGUAACUGAAAAACAUGGAGAUGCUUCUAAGGAUAAAAUCGGAACUAGACAACAUGGAAGACUUAGCUUCAAGCUAAGUGAAAGGCUUUUUGUGCUAGAGCUUUGUGUGGGUCUUAUCCUCUUUGUAUCUGGUUGCUAUGAUCUUGCAUUUGGAAAGCAUUACUACUACAUUUACCUAUGUGUACAAGGUAUAGCUUUCAUCGUAAUGGGUUUGGGUUAUGUUGGCACUCAAGUUCCCAGCUCUUAGAUGACAUUCUCCGUCAGCCAUUUUUGAUCGACAAUUAUUUUAUCUUUGUGCCCCGAUCAUUUCUUCGUUAGCUACACCAUACAAUGUUUGAGAAAAUGCAACUUUCUUCUAGUUCAUUUAAAUGAACGUUACCGUAUUGUUUGCAUACAAAAAGGUAAACCGUUGUAGUUCCAUUCAAAGAAUCAUAAAAGCACACAAAGGACAAGAAAUGGUGAAGAAAAGGUUGGUACCUUUUUCAUGUUUCAUGAAAGUUCAUAAAGUAGAAGGUUUACUUGUAUUUACGGGGUUAUGUAGAUUUUGUUUGAAAUUUGAUUCUUGUUUGUUGAACAUGUAUAAUAUUCAUUUAUUUUAAAUAGCUAAACCCUGUGAAAAACAUGUUUUAAGUACUCA
Molecule: messenger RNA, 2219 nt
Organism: Lactuca sativa (garden lettuce)
Lineage: Eukaryota; Viridiplantae; Streptophyta; Magnoliopsida; Asterales; Asteraceae
Product: glucomannan 4-beta-mannosyltransferase 9
Cellular component (GO): Golgi apparatus
Molecular function (GO): mannan synthase activity
Source: RefSeq, a predicted model, not a curated record